Messenger RNA from Schizophyllum commune H4-8, 2004 nucleotides. RefSeq names its product UPF0052-domain-containing protein. The record is from RefSeq and is a predicted model, not a curated record. NCBI's taxonomy places the organism in Eukaryota, Fungi, Basidiomycota, Agaricomycetes, Agaricales, Schizophyllaceae. The transcript is spliced from 10 exons. The coding region runs from base 115 to 1563 and encodes 482 amino acids. Gene Ontology annotation, molecular function: LPPG:FO 2-phospho-L-lactate transferase activity.
GUCGAGCCAGAGUCAAGACACGUCGUCCACCCGCGCGCCGAACGCGGUACUUAUGCUCCCGAACACAUACAUAUAGACGCAGCACCUUUACAAGCUUAGAACACUACGAAAGAAAUGUCGACAAGCAAUUCCAACCUAGCCGUUCACCAUCGCACUGGAAGCGACAGCGCCAGCUCCUCCGUCUUCGAUCUUCCCAUCCAAAGCAAUGUUCCUGGGCUUUCACAAAACCCCUCUCAGACGACAGUCAACAUCGCCUCUCCGUCCCUUCCAUCCCAUCGCUCGACUUCUUUUGUCGUCAUCUCAGGCGGCACAGGCGGCAAUGCCAUCUGCUCUGCGUUCGCACAGAGUCAGACCAGUCACGUUCUUCCCGUCUCUGACGACGGCGGCUCAAGCAGCGAGAUCAUACGUGUCCUAGGAGGACCGUCUAUAGGUGACAUCCGCUCGCGCCUCGUGCGCCUCAUUCCUGCCUGCCCGCCAGGCUCGCCCCUGGAUGCGAUCCGGAAUCUGCUCUCCUAUCGGCUGCCCACGACGCUUACCGAGCGCGAGGCAAGGGAUCAGUGGCGGGACAUCGUGGAGGGGAGCAGCGACCUGUGGAAUGGCAUCCCAGGUGACCGCAAGGAGACGAUUCGAGGCUUCCUUGUGUACUUCGAGUCGGAGCUGCUGCGCCGUGCGCAGAAGAAGUUCAGCUUCGUGAACGGCAGUAUAGGGAAUUACUUCCUGGCCGCCGCCCAGAACUUCUUCCGCUCCCUGCCUUCUGCCAUCUUUCUGUUCUCGUCGAUAACGAACAGUAGCGCUUCGCCGAACGUUCUCCUGCCUGCGAUCGUUACGAAUCAUACGGUCACCAUUGCCGCGGAGCUUGACAAUGGUGCAAAGCUGGUAGGGCAAUGCGAGAUAUCGCAUCCUGUUCAGCCGUCUUUCGACAUGCCCCGAUUCACUGUCACGAACCCAGAAAACACCGAUGAAGAUGAAGAUGGGAUACAGGCAGGCCAAUUCAGUCAGAACAACGCUAAGUUCGACCACCAGGCCGGCAAGGAGGAGUAUCAGCCUUUGGGAGCUCGCAUAUCUAGGCUGUACUACAUCAACGCAUACGGUAUGGAGAUCCAUCCGUCACCAAAUACAGAGUACAUCAGUAGCCUGAACCGGGCUGACUGUCUGGUCUACUCGUGCGGAUCCUUAUGGACGAGUAUUAUGCCUUGCCUUGCCUUGCGAGGCGUAGCGUCGGCAAUCGCCCGCUCCCGCUCCCUCCGAGCGAAGGUUCUUCUACUGAAUUCGAAGAACGAUCGCGAGACGGAUGGAUAUAGCGCAGUGGACUACGUGCUGGCCAUCGCGAAUACGUUGAACACGCAGUAUAGCCCGGGAAGCUAUAGCGGCCUUGGGAAUGUGGCGACGAGAUAUCCCGUCUCUGCGUUCAUCACGGACCUGGUGUAUUUGAAGGAGGCGCAGGUCGAUGUGGAUGUUGCCGCGAUCACCUCCUUGGGUGUCCGUUGUACGCCCAUCGAGGGUGCUUCGUUCAGCGCAGACUCGGUGAGCGCCGCGAUAGAUAAGAUCCUGCGCAUUGAGUAGCCGGUCUCGAUCGCCGGUGGCUGAGGCGCGCGCUCAUCAUGCGCCCCUCCAUAUCAGGGGAAGCUUGGGCGAGGCCACUUCUCUCAGCGCGUCGUCAUCGGGCAGGGGUGGGAUUUGGGUGUAGUUGGCUGCCCCGUGGGAUCUAGUCGCGCGCUAUCUAGCGAUGAUGUACUUGAUGCAGAUUUUACAUACACUCUAUCCAGCAUGACGGCGGGAUUCUCGGCCGCGCGCAGUCUUACUUCUCGCUCUCAUCUCGAGGUCGUCCGCGGGCGAUGGGCGAAGCGAAUGGGCCUCGGUACACUGCGCAGGGGAUAGUGGAUUGCAGUCUGUUGUGUUCGUUGAUCGUGUGUGGGGGACGAGCUGAGACAUUUAUGCAGGGCGCGACGAUGCGCGGAGGGAUUCCAUGUCCGAGGACGGGUCCCCUCAGCAUUCCCCUUGGCC